AUGAUUCCCAUCUUUCCCAUCCUACUAGCGUCUCUCAUUCUAAACGCUGUACCGCAUUACGCCGAGAAACAAAAAGUCGAAUUUGUCACCAGCCACCACCGCAGCAGAGGCAGAUCACCACCACCACCACCAACUACGCCGAAACUUCUCGAAUUUGCAGACGAAAGGCUUGCUGUAGUUUACCCCGUCAUCCAAAAAUUCAAGUCCAUCAUAACCUCUGAUCCUUUAAACAUCACCAAGUCUUGGGUUGGCUCUGACAUCUGCAACUACACAGGCUUCUACUGCGAAAGCCCUCCAGAUAAUGCUUCCGCCAUGGCCGUUGCUUCCGUCGACUUCAACGGCUUCCAACUUUCUGCUCCGACGCUCGACGGCUUCCUCGACCAGCUUCCAGACAUAGCUCUUUUCCAUGCAAACUCAAACAACUUCUCAGGAACUCUCUCUCCCAACAUCGCCAAGCUUAAGUAUCUCUACGAGCUUGAUGUAAGCAACAACAAAUUGUCUGGGUCCUUUCCCAAUGCUGUUCUCGGCAUGGAAAGCCUGAGUUUCUUGGACAUAAGGUUCAAUCUCUUCACCGGGUCGGUCCCACCUCAGAUUUUCCUGCAGAUUAAUCUCGAAGCCCUCUUCAUCAACAACAACAAUUUCACGCAGAUAAAGCUUCCGGAUGAUCUCAGAACGAGCUCUCAUAUCAUUUAUCUAACCUUGGCAAACAACAAGUUCAUAGGCCCAAUUCCGCCAUCAAUCGCGAAACUGUUUUCCUCUGUGACUGAGGUUUUGCUUCUCAACAAUGAGUUAACCGGUUGUCUUCCUUACGAAAUAGGGUUUCUGAAAGAGGCGGUAGUGUUUGACGUUGGUAACAACCGGUUGACCGGUCCGUUACCCUUCUCUCUCGCGUGUUUAGAGAAGGUGGAACAGCUUAACUUCGCCGGUAACUUGUUGUACGGCAUGGUACCGGAGGUGGUCUGUGAUGAGCUGAAGAAUUUGGCAAACUUUUCGUUGUCGGAUAACUAUUUCACGUAUGUUGGUCCUCUUUGUAGGAGAUUGAUUGAAAGAGGCGUUCUUGAUGUUAGGAGAAAUUGCAUUCCUGAUCUUCCAUACCAGAGAUCCAUGGAGGAAUGUGGGGCAUUUUUUUCGUAUCCUAGGAGGUUCUGUCCCUACAUGUGGUCUUAUAAUCACAUUCCCUGUCAGCCUCCUCAUUACCCUAGAUAUUCUCGUGCUUCUUCGAGCCCUCAAGUGCCUUCCCCACACUGACCCCCUCUGCUCAUAU
Messenger RNA from Morus notabilis, 1264 nucleotides. RefSeq lists its product as uncharacterized. NCBI's taxonomy places the organism in Eukaryota, Viridiplantae, Streptophyta, Magnoliopsida, Rosales, Moraceae. Gene Ontology annotation, molecular function: protein binding. The transcript has a single exon. The record is from RefSeq and is a predicted model, not a curated record. Bases 1 to 1248 code for a protein of 415 amino acids.